CCGGCCGGACUCCUGCCCUCUCCAAGCUCAGGUGGGCGCGCCCGCUCCUCAGAUCACCAGAGGCGCUCCGAGGAGAACGGAAAGUCGCGGCCCGGCUGCGCGGGAUGCCUUUCGCCAAGCGGAUCGUGGAGCCGCAGUGGCUGUGCCGGCAGCGGCGCCCGGCGCCCGGCCCAGAAGAGGACACGAAUGGAGACAGCGCUGAGCUGCCGCCGGCCCUGCAGCAGCCGGGCCGACGGGAGGAAGCCGAGGUACCCGAGCCCGAGGAGACACCCCUCGUCCCUCCGGCACCUCUGGGGCUGCCACCACCGCUGCCCACGCCGGCCGAUCAGGCUCAGCCGCCAGCCGGCGAGGAGUCGGCGGCCCACGAGGAGAGCGCGGCGGGGGUGGCGGAGGCGGCGUCGACGACGGGCGAGGCGUCCUCGGCGACGGCCGCCGCGGUGCUGCUCAUGCUGGACCUGUGCGCGGUCAGCAACGCCGCGCUGGCUCGCGUCCUCCGGCAGCUCUCCGACGUGGCCCGGCACGCGUGCAGCCUCUUCCAGGAGCUCGAGAGCGACAUCCAGCUCACUCACCGCCGCGUCUGGGCUCUGCAGAGCAAGCUCGGCGGGGUGCAGCGCGUCCUGGGCACUUUGGACCCCAAGCAGGAGACAGUGCCCGUCUCCAACCUAGACAUCGAGAGUAAGCUGAGUGUAUACUACCGUGCACCGUGGCACCAACAGCGAAACAUCUUCCUUCCAGCCACUAGGCCACCCUGUGUGGAGGAGCUCCAUCGCCAUGCCAGACAGAGCAUGCAAGCCCUGCGCAGAGAACACCGGAGCCGGAGCGAUCGCCGAGAGCAGAGAGCUGCUGCCCCCCUUUCCAUAGCUGCCCCGCCACUGCCAGCUUACCCUCCAGCGCACAGCCAGAGGAGGCGCGAGGCAAAAGACCGCCACUUCCUAACGUUUAACAGCACCCGUUCGCCCUCCCCCACUGAGUGUUGCCACAUGGCCCCAUGGAGUAGAAAGUCCCACCCGCCAGACGACGAAGAUGCAGAUGUCAUGUUAGGGCAGAGACCGAAAAACCCAAUACACAAUAUUCCUUCUACACUGGACAAGCAGACCAACUGGAGCAAAGCGCUACCUCUCCCGACGCCAGAGGAGAAGAUGAAACAAGAUGCCCAAGUGAUUUCUUCUUGCAUUAUUCCCAUCAAUGUCACUGGAGUUGGUUUUGACAGAGAGGCUAGUAUACGCUGCUCUCUUGUUCAUUCACAAUCCGUACUACAGCGCAGACGAAAACUGAGGAGAAGGAAAACCAUCUCGGGUAUUCCCAGAAGAGUUCAACAAGAAAUAGAUUCUGAUGAAUCACCUGUGGCCAGGGAAAGGAAUGUGAUUGUGCACACCAACCCAGACCCUUCCAACACUGUCAACAGGAGGUCUGGAACCAAGGACUCUGAGUGCCAAACUGAGGAUAUUCUGAUCGCUGCCCCAUCCAGAAGGAGAAUCAGAGCUCAAAGGGGUCAGAGUAUUGCGGCUUCCCUUUCUCAUUCGGCUGGCAACAUUUCUGCACUGGCUGACAAAGGUGACACCAUGUUCACUCCUGUGGUGAGCAGCCGUACAAGAUCUCGGAGCCUUCCUCGGGAAGGGAAUAGAGGUGGAGAUGCUGAGCCCAAAGUUGGUGCUAAGCCAUCAACCUAUGAAGAGGGGGAGCCUUUCGUGGGUGACCAUGAAAGAACCUCUCAUGAUUGCAGUGAGGCUCCAAGCAGCCCGAGUGCACAAGAACACCAGCCUGCUUUGGGCCUGGCCUGUUCGCAACAUCUGCACAGCCCACAGCACAAGUUAAACGAGAGAGGGAGAUCACGUCUAUCUCGAAUGGCUGCUGACUCUGGCAGCUGUGACAUCUCCUCCAAUUCAGACACCUUUGGGAGCCCUAUCCACUGCAUUUCCACAGCUGGAGUCCUCCUCAGCAGCCACAUGGACCAGAAAGAUGACCACCAGUCAUCUAGUGGUAACUGGAGCGGAAGCAGCUCUACAUGCCCAUCACAGACAUCAGAAACCAUCCCUCCUGCAGCUUCUCCUCCCCUCACUGGCUCUUCUCACUGUGAUUCAGAGUUGUCCCUAAACACAGCUCCUCAUGCUAAUGAGGAUGCCAGUGUCUUUGCGACAGAACAGUACAAUGACCACCUGGAUAAAGUAAGAGGGCACCGGGCAAACUCCUUCACCUCCACUGUUGCAGAUCUGUUGGAUGACCCCAACAAUAGCAACACAAGUGACAGUGAAUGGAAUUACCUACACCACCAUCAUGAUGCAUCCUGCCACCAAGACUUUAGUCCAGAGCGCCCCAAGGCAGAUAGCCUGGGCUGCCCAAGCUUUACAAGCAUGGCCACUUACGACAGCUUUCUGGAAAAGUCUCCAUCAGACAAAGCUGAUACUAGCUCUCACUUUUCAGUGGACACAGAAGGAUACUAUACCUCUAUGCACUUUGACUGUGGUCUCAAAGGUAACAAGAGCUAUGUCUGUCACUAUGCAGCCUUGAGCCCAGAGAAUGGCCAGGGUGUUGGGGUUCCUCCUGGUCUCCAAGACUGUACCUGGCAGGACUACUUAGAUCACCGGAGGCAAGGGAGACCAAGCAUCUCUUUCAGAAAACCAAAGGCAAAGCCAACUCCACCUAAACGUAGUUCAUCCUUGAGAAAGUCUGAUGGAAACACAGAGGUUUCUGAGAAGAAAGAACCAAAGAUAAGCAGUGGUCAGCACCUGCCUCACAGUUCCAGGGAAAUGAAACUGCCUCUUGAUUUCCCCAACACGCCUUCUCGAGUGGAAAAUAACAAUCUUCCCACCAAGCAGGAACCUUCUUGGGUCAACCAGAAUGAACAUGGGAUUAAGGAACCUCAGCUGGACACUGCAGACAUUCCACCAUUCAAAGAUGAAGGUGCCGAAUCCACUCACUAUGCAGACCUCUGGCUUCUAAAUGACUUGAAAACAAAUGAUCCCUAUAGAUCUUUAUCUAAUUCAAGCACUGCUACGGGUACCACAGUUAUUGAAUGCAUCAAAUCUCCAGAGAGCUCUGAAUCCCAAACUUCACAAUCAGAAUCAAGGGCAACCACCCCAUCUCUUCCUUCUGUUGACAAUGAAUUUAAACUGGCAUCACCAGAAAAACUGGCUGGGUUGGCAUCUCCAUCAAGUGGCUAUUCAAGCCAGUCUGAAACACCGACAUCCUCUUUCCCGACAGCUUUCUUUUCAGGUCCAUUAUCUCCUGGAGGUAGCAAAAGAAAACCUAAAGUUCCAGAAAGGAAAUCCUCACUACAGCAGCCCUCUUUAAAAGAUGGAACCCUAUCCCUGAGUAAAGAUCUGGAACUCCCCAUUAUACCUCCUACCCAUCUUGACCUAAGUGCUCUUCAUAAUGUUUUGAAUAAACCAUUCCACCACCGACAUCCAUUGCACGUUUUUACUCAUAAGCAAAACACAGUAGGAGAAAUGCUGAGGUCAAAUCCUCCACCUCCACCUCCACCAUCUCUUGCAAUUACACCAACUGUCUUGCAAUCUGUUAACCUUAGGUCCAUCAACAAGUCUGAAGAAAUUAAGCAAAAAGAAGGCAACAAUACAGACCUCCCUUACUUAGAGGAAAAUGCUCUCACAAUGGCUGCCUUGUCUCCAGACAAGAUUAGGUCACACCCAGGGAAGAAAUCAGUAUCACCCCAGUCAUCUGCUGAAGACACCACACUGCCCAAUUUGGACUCCUCUGCAGUCGAGAUAGGACCAGAUAAGCUACAUGUGGAAAAGAACCCUACCUUGGAUGGAAAGAGUCGCUGCAAUCCAGAAACCUCAUCAGGUAGCAAACUUCUAGAUUCGAUCGUGAUGAAAGAUGAAAUGCAGGUGGAGAAUGAACCUAUUCCAGAAAACACACCAAGUCAAAACUGUGGGUUUUCUACAGAAGGAUUUCAGAAGGUGUCUGUUGCCCGUCCCAGUGAUUUGGGUAAUAAAAUCAUACAGUAUGGAGCUGGUCACAAUGGAGCUCUGGAGCAGGUACAGAAGAUAUCCUCUGGAAUUUGGGAAGAAGUUGCCCAAGUGGACUCUAUGGGUGGAAUUAUAAUUCAGUCCAAUUCACCAACUAGGGCAACAGACCUAAGCAGUCAACGUAAGCAUCAACUUGUUAUGAGCCGCCACCAUGACAAAGUGCCUGUGACUACCCGCUAUGAAUCAGAGAUAUCAACUGUAAAUUCAUCCCCUGAAAAAUGUUCUGAGCAGGAAAUUAUUGCUUCAGGUAUUUUACCCAAAAGUGCCUCUGAUAACAGCAGAGCAGAGGAGACCCAAGGAAAUAUGGAUGAAGCUUCAUUGAAAGAAUCAUCCCCCAGUGACGACUCCAUCAUUUCACCACUUAGUGAGGACUCUCAAGCUGAAGCAGAGGGUGUGUUUGUGUCUCCAAACAAACCUCGAACAACUGAGGAUUUAUUCGCUGUCAUACACAGAUCCAAGCGGAAAGUACUUGGAAGAAAAGAUUCUGGGGAGAUAUCUGUGAGAAGCAAAUCAAGAAUUCCCCUUGGCAGCAGUAGCAACAGCUCCAGUUCUCUCACUUCACCCAGCAGCAAUGUGACAACUGGGAACAGUCAGAGGUCUCCAGGUCUCAUCUACCGAAAUGCCAAAAAGUCUAACACAUCCAACGAAGAAUUUAAGCUGCUGCUGCUCAAGAAAGGCAGUCGCUCUGAUUCCAGUUAUCGCAUGUCUGCCAUCGAGAUCCUGAAGAGUCCAGUCCUGCCCAAGCCUCCUGGGGAAUUCACCCCAGAGUCUCCACAAAGCCCGGAUGAUGCCCAUCAGGGUUCACCUGGGGCUGAGACUUUGUCCCCACUCUCGCCAUGUUCCCCACGGGUCAACGUGGAAGGGUUUUCCUCAAAGAACUUUGCCACCUCAGCGUCAUCACGGGUUGGACGAUCCCGGGCGCCCCCUGUGGCCAGCAGCAGCCGCUACAGUGUCCGCUGCCGGCUGUACAAUACGCCCAUGCAGGCCAUCUCUGAGGGAGAGACGGAAAAUUCCGAUGGGAGCCCGCACGAUGACCGCUCCUCUCAGAGCUCCACAUAGGCUGUCUGGGCCAAGCUGUUCCCAACCGCCCAACCCCUUACAAAAAGACUUUGUAAUGCCAUGGAGUGAUCAGAAGUGGUCACCCAGGUGGGGUAGCAUCACUGCUUGGCAAAAAAAAUUCUGAAUAUGUGCUGAGGUGACAGAAAGUGGUUUAGUCAUUUUUGAUUAGUUUCCAUGUUUUAAGUAGCUGUCAUGGUUUUCUUUAGUUUGAUUUACCCAGUCUCAUUCCCUGUGAUAGAUAAUAGAGAGUACAGAAAUAUCUAAUUUUCAUGAAACCAAGACAAAGUUUUCCCAGAGCUGCCUAUUCAGAAAAUAAAGCCCUCACUGUCAUAAUUCUUUAAGAUGAAAUUACUCUGGAGGUUUGGUAUUUUUUUACAUUAAAAUGAACUAAAGCGAAAUUUAGAAGAAAGAACUACACAUAUGUAAAUAUCAUAUUUUUGAUAAAAAUAUGUAAAUAGAUUUAUCAAUGCGUGGACAUGUGGCCAAUUAUCUACCACACACCAACUGUUUAUAAAACACACAAAAUAAAGUAUAAUAACUGUAUUCUGUGAAUACCAUUUUCAUAUCAAACACCAUAUUUAAAUGUCCACCAAUAUGAUUUCUGAGAGUGAUAAACCUCAAAUAUGAAUUUAAAACUGGUGAAAUAAAGGAGAUCUUGAGGUCAUAUACUGAAAUGUGAUUAACUUAAAAUAAUGAAUUCAGACCUAAUCAUUGUUGUGACAAAUUAUAGCAGAAACAAGCAAAUUGCAACAUGUGCCUAUGAUUUGCCAUGUGGCAAUUUGGACAGAAUGAAAAGCAUGCUUUUGAUUACUUUUUAAUCAAUGAGAGAAAUCAUCAUUGUCAAUACAAAGCCCCCCAAAACAACAUUUGACAGUGUCCUUUAGACAUUACUUCCUUCGAUGGAUUGCUUUACAAGAAUGAGUAGAGAACCGGUAGUUAAUUUUAUUUUAUACAAGGCUACUGGGGACAAGAACAUAAAGGGAUGACUGUACUCUUUAAACUUCUUCAACAGUCUAGCAAUUAGCUCAAGGUUCUUAAACUAACAGAAAUCAAAUCUAAGCAUGCCACAGUGCUAUAGACUUCUCAGUAAGUACUUACAGUGAGAUUUCAGCAAAGCUUUCUCUCUGUGCUGAUGAGUGAGAUUCAUGCUACCUAAAAAUUAACAGAAAUGACACUGUGAACAAUGUAGUUGGGAAAUAGGUAUGUGUAUAUGCAUUAUUUAUAUUCACUCUUAAGUGGGGAAUGGGGAACAGCUCUGGUUCACAAUGCUACAUACAACUGAUUUUUCGUCUGGUUUUACUAUAUCUGCUUGAUGGCAA
Molecule: messenger RNA, 6364 nt
Organism: Jaculus jaculus (lesser Egyptian jerboa)
Lineage: Eukaryota; Metazoa; Chordata; Mammalia; Rodentia; Dipodidae
Gene: Nhs
Product: NHS actin remodeling regulator
Exons: 9
Coding region: 105-5045 (1646 amino acids)
Biological process (GO): lens development in camera-type eye; cell differentiation
Source: RefSeq, a predicted model, not a curated record